Molecule: messenger RNA, 1074 nt
Organism: Helicoverpa zea (corn earworm)
Lineage: Eukaryota; Metazoa; Arthropoda; Insecta; Lepidoptera; Noctuidae
Exons: 3
Coding region: 571-906 (111 amino acids)
Source: RefSeq, a predicted model, not a curated record
AUAACUGUUGAACAAACAAUAAAAUAUCAACACUAACAAAAGUCACCACUAAACUAUAUCUAUAAAACGGUUACACCUAACACCAUACAUGGAAUACAACAAUAACACAAUAAUUAGUAAAUGAUAUUAUUUAUAACAAAUCGAUUUAGGAAAUCGAUUAACAAAAUAUUUAACAUGGUAACAUCUACUCGGAACGCGAGUCUAUCUGUCAAAUCAAUACGUCAUUCAAAUUGUUUUCGUGCCGGUUGUUAUGUUAUGCGUAGAGUUGAAUUUAUUCCUCCGUAUUUGCUUCUGAUCGUUACAAUUUGCGUAAAAACUGUCGAGCUGAUCGUUUUCGUGCCUCCAGUGGUUUUUUUUUAGAUAUUGGACUCUUUUCUUAAUGAUAAGUGAGCACAUUGACUCGUGAGCAUUGGACUCUUGUUUUUAGUGAUAUUGUUGUUUUACUCCGGAAAAAUGUCUGCACCUGGUAGAAGUCGAGUAAACUACUCUUUGUCUCGCCGGUGUGUUAAUUGCUCUUUACGUAUAGCGCCUAAUCUGCGUAGACGUUAAAUUGAAGAAAUAGAUGAACCAAUGCUUAUCCUUCUAAGAUCCUGGGUAACACCUACAUUGAUAUCUUCUGAUGAUAUCCUGUGUGUGAAAUGUUUUGUAUUAUUACAAAACCAGACAGCAUCUAACUCAAAUCUGUCACUUGUAUCCCCUGCUCGUGGACACCUAAACAUAUGCUACGCAUGUGGCUUGUCAAUAGCAAGUCGCAGAACUCAUAGAGUCAGUCAAGAUAGUUCCUCAAAGGAAUGUUAUACUAAGAUGGACACCAGCACAUCACGUGUUGCAUUUGGAACGAGUUUGUCUUCCUUGUUGGGCGGCUGCAUCAAGACAAGUCCGGAGGCAACCCGUUGCUGGCAGUAGCCAACACACUGUGGAGUCUGCACCGGAGACUGGUAUCAUGGAUGGAAACAUAAUUACAGAUAUGAUGAUUCCUGUACCACCACCACUGCCACCGCUUUAAUGAUAUAAGCGCUCCAGCACAAUUUCUAGACAACAUAUUCCUUGAAGAAUAAAUGUCUAUUAUUUUAA